Molecule: messenger RNA, 2503 nt
Organism: Xenia sp. Carnegie-2017
Lineage: Eukaryota; Metazoa; Cnidaria; Anthozoa; Malacalcyonacea; Xeniidae
Product: nucleolar pre-ribosomal-associated protein 1-like
Exons: 18
Coding region: 8-2404 (798 amino acids)
Biological process (GO): maturation of LSU-rRNA from tricistronic rRNA transcript (SSU-rRNA, 5.8S rRNA, LSU-rRNA); maturation of 5.8S rRNA from tricistronic rRNA transcript (SSU-rRNA, 5.8S rRNA, LSU-rRNA)
Cellular component (GO): nucleolus
Source: RefSeq, a predicted model, not a curated record
AUUUUGGAUGAAAUUACAACAGUGGUUAUUGCAAAAAGAAGGAGAUGAGGGGCCUUCAUUUGAGUUCUGCAACAUGCUUUUCCUCCACUUGGACACGAACGAAAAAGACUUAGAUAUCGGGAGGAAAACUUUCGCCGAAGCAGUUGCUGUGGAGCAGUUUCAAACAUUCAACUUCUACCAAAUUGAAGCAGUUAACUGUGUGUUAGAGUACAUUGUGAAACAUUCAACAAAAGAAAAAGACAGCAAAAAGUACCGAGCACAGUUUAUCUUCGUGUGUAUGCAAAGAUACAUAAAGUUUGCGAAAGACGGCUGUGAUAAAGACCGAGAAUCAUUGCGAUCGAAAAUAAUAAACUGCUUGGAAAAUUGUGGAAAGGACUCGUUACGGUUGAAGAAGAACGAAACGUUUUCUUAUGAAGAAUUUAUAAAUACAUGGAAUACUUUCGCAAAGUUAGCACUAAGAUGCAAUUUCGCUUGCUCUAAAACAAUACGCGUUCUCACCAAUUUAACUUCAAACAUCUACUCUGCUCACUCCAGUGAUUUGCUUCUUCAACCAACAAAUCUCCACCAGUUAAUCUUGAACCACUCGAAAUUCUUGGAAAUAAUUUUGGGCGAACCGACGGCGUCGGGCAAUCCUGAUACAAAAGAAGCUCUUAUCGAUCUGUUACAAACGGUUGUGGAUAUAGACGGACAAUGUUGUCAUUCAACUCAUUUAUCUUUCAUUCUUUCUGCAUACACUGCCACACUCAGCACAUCAGAUCAGAAAUUGCUUCGUCUGUUGUAUACGUACGAAGCUCAGCUUGACGAACCCAUACUCAGAAGUCGUAUUCUCUGGGGUAGAGCCGCCGUCAACUCGUACCAGACCACAAAGAACGACUCUUCUGCUUCGUUGAAUAAAAUAAACAUCACCCAAAUUUUGGAUCUUAUUGAUGCCAAAGUUCUUUUACAGUCUGCGAAAAAUUUUCCACAUGAGAAAACACUUGAGCCUAUCAAUGUUGUGGACUUUCGUGAAAAAUCGCAUCUCUACGAUCCUUCGUUUCUUCUUCCAGUAUUCAGUUUUUUUAUGUCUGAAGGUGACGAGGUUCAUUGUCAUCGUUUCGUGGAAUGCUCUGCGCUUGCGUAUGCAAUUAAUGCUUUGACGUCGCAUGAUAAAGAUAUGCGACAGCUUGCUUAUCAGAUACUGUCAAGAUUUCAACAACACUUGACUACCGCGAGAUUUCGAGCUAAACCCCAGAUUGCCCAUUUGCUUUACUACUUCCAAAAUGGGAUCACCGAGCCUAAUUGCAGGAUAUCUAGCUUAAUGACGUCAUUCAUGACAAGAGCCCUUCACAUCUUUCUUUAUCCAGAGGAUCCUCUUUAUACAAGCGUGAAUAGUUAUAUUUUACAAAAAGCUUUCAUGGACAUUAAAGACGUUCCUUUAUUCUUAUCUCAUCUUAAUGGUUCUGACUUAUCGUUUCUUACUGAACGGCUUUGGCUUCUUCAUCUAAUCCUUGAUGGAUUAAGGGAUCCGAUGGAUUACUAUACCUGCAGAAAAUUUCACGUAUUUCAACAACUGUUGACGCUUUAUCAUUGUGCUUCAACCGAUCAAUCGGUCAAGCGUUUGAUCUUAAAAAUUGUGCAGCAAGUUUGUUCUCAUCAUGUCGCUGCGUACGAUCUCUGUUUUAAAUAUGGUCUUGUAUCUUGGUGCAGAUUACUGUUCAACGCGACCAUCAAUUCCAAUACAUUUCGUCAGUCCAUCGAUAUAUUGUCAACGAUUUGGUCCAGUUUGAUUGGUGGAAAAGGACCACAUGACGAAGAAUCGAUGAAUGGAGAUGAUUGCAGUAAUAGAUCAAACAUUCCGAAGAAUGUUUCUGCGGAAAUGCUGCUCGUUUUUAACUCUGUUUUAAAUUCGACGAUGAGUGUUCAAGUGUGGAAUGAAGAUACACUAAAAUCUUUUCUACGAAUGUUUUCGUCAUUGCUCUACUAUCAACGACAAAGUUGUUUCUCUUCCAUGACGAUGUCUUCAGUCAAACACCAUUACGUACAACUGAGUCAAAUUUGGCGAAAACUAUUUUGUAAUAUUGAUGUCUUCAGCCACUUAAAGGCAUUUAUAGAACAAGAUCAAUCAUUAUCCAGUGAGACGUUAGCGUCAGAGAAAUGGUUUCAGUCUUUGAGAAAUGUCCUGGAGGUACUCCUGUUUACGGAGAAAACGAUUUACUCGGAGGAAGUGGAGGAAAGGCUGAGAAUGUACCAAAGUUUCUUGAGAAUAAAAACGCUACAUAUUCGGUCAUUUUUAACAGAAAGACUACACAACGCAUUACAGAGUUUUUGGAAAAUAACUGAUGUUGAUUUGCUUACUUUGGAACGACAACUAGAUCUUAUAUUUCUUUAUAGAAUAGUUUCUAAUAAGAUUGAAUUAUUAAAAUAAUAAUAUAUUUAUAUGUUUGAAGGCCUUUCCUAUCAAAGGAUUCAAGGUUCCUUUCAAGAGAUAUAUAGUAGAACAAUGAGCACACCUUAUUUACAGAUA